AUUAGCAUGCCAAAGAUAAGAAGCAUGCCACAACUGUUAGCGUGCCGACAUAGCGCUGAACUCUACUUAAACUGGCAGAGUGUGGUGCUUAAACUGAGCGUAUUUAUCGUCGAUAAGCAAAAACAUCCGGUUACGAGGAAGAAAACAUUUAAUAAGCCACAUAUCAAAACAGCUGCUGUGAGCCCCACGGAGAGGUAUCACUCCGCUCCGUCUGAAUGUAGUCCCGUAACAGCAGCGCAAACGGGAGGUUGUUGGCGGAGGGAUACGGUUGUGCUGGCAGGAGCAAACGACAUCUCCAACGUGUAUGUGAAGACCACACAUUAUUCAUUUUAUUCCUAAAAGAAAAGCACACUGUUCACAGGCGGAAUUUUAACGGAAUAUAUAAUUGUUUUGCACAUUAAAUGUCCGGAUAAGCAGGCAAGGAGAUGACGACAGAGGUGGAGAGGCCAGCAGGAGGCACAGCUGACCAGGAGAUGAAAUGUAAUGAAGAGGAGGAAGAGGUCCUGCAAGAAAAGGAUGAUGAAGGUCUGCAGGAGGACGCUGACCCCCCACCAGUCCAUAUCAUCCCUCUCCCAGUCCAGCCUAAUGCAGAGAACAGCUGCGGGCCCCUCACAGACAGCAGCGCAAUGGAGUCUGCAGGUGCUUCUCUAAGCUUCAGGGUCAACGGUCAGCUGGUCCCCCUGCUGCCUGGAGGGGGCACUGCAAAGCUGAAGUUGCGCGCUCAUCCUGAAGGUUCAGCCAGUGGUUUCACCACGGUCCAGAUCCCUGUCACGCUGACCCUUCACAGUCCUGCAGGGAUCCAGUACAUCAGCACCACUGCCUCUCUGAGUGCCUCCCCUGCUCCUGCCCCCACACCCAUCAUCACAGGCGUGAUCUGUGGUGAAGCAGCUCAGAAGGUUCUGAUCGACCACAACGUGAACUUCAACCCUCCGACCGGGUUAAAGAAUCAACAUUCUGCUGCGGCAUCACCAUUCACCUCAUCACAGGCCACGCCCCCCCCAGCACCUGGCAGGACCAAAAAGCGUCCGAGCAGCAGAUCUGCAGCACCGCACACACUGCUGCACAAAGGUGAGUUGGGUCCCGUGCGCCCCCCCGACUGCCUCGUCUGCACAUCGCAGUACAAAUUGAUCACAGAGCUGCGAGGAUUCAUGUGUAUGUGCAGCCCAGCCAUCAUGCAGAGUCUGAGGAACCUGAAGAGGAAGAAGAAAAGCAAACACCACAGGGGGAGCAGGGACAAAAUCAGAACCCUGAAACCCAGCAGAGACUCUCAAACCAACAGUAGGGUGUCCAAAACCAGACCAGGACCCUCUGCUUCUAAAGGUGUUUCUCCUUCUCAGAGGGCUCACUGGUCAUCUGGUGAUCUCCUGACCAGUCAGGUUAGCGCCUCCGCCUCCCUUCCGUCCCUCUGCGACCCUUCUGAGCCAGAUCUGUUUGGAUCCCUGCCCAGCUCGCCUCACGGCAAACUCGUGAUCCUUGUGGAGGAUUUUUAUUAUGGCUCCGCCCCCGGACAACACCCUAAGAAAUGCAACCUGAUGGGCGCAAAGUACAGCGAGCCAUACCGCUGCAUCCACUGCCCCAAGACGCUCGACAACAACAUCGAGUUGAUGAGUCACAUGCAGCAGCAUGUGUCCAUGAUAUUUCAGUGGGACUCUGCGUUCUCGUGUCCACACUGUUCCCGUCACUUCCUGUCUGCUGGGAAGCUGCAGAGUCACGUGGAGGCUGUCCACAAUCAGUGCGAGUCCAAAGCCACGUGUAGGAUCUGCGAGCUGGCAUUUGAAAGUGAACCUGCUUUCCUGUGGCACAUGAAGACCACCCACAAACCGGGAGAGAUGCCCUACAUCUGCCAGGAGUGUGGCUUCAGGUCGUCCUUCUACUCAGAUGUGUGGUUCCACUUUGAGGAGUGUCACACCAGCACCAGAAACUUUAUGUGUCAAUACUGCCUCAGAGUGUUGCGCCGCAACACCUGCUACCAGCAGCACUUUAUCCGCCACCAGAAGAAGCGCGAGUUUGGCUGUGAUAAAUGUCGUCUCCACUUCCUGUACAUAAAAGAGCUGGUUGAGCACAGAGUUCUGUAUCACAGGACGCACAUCAGACCACCUCAGCUCAGCGGACUCAAACCUGGAACCAAGGUGACGGUCAGGGCGUAUUCUGUGGUUGGGGAAUCUGAAGGUGAAGGACCUAAGACAACUGUUGCUUCAUGCAAGGUGGUGGAUGUUGCUCUUCCUACGUCUUCGCAGGAAGUUCCUCAGAGGAAACCAGUGGAAACGCUGGGAUCGCUGCUGCUCAGCCUGAACCCGGACAGGCUGUCUCGGCCGCUUCAGCGCUGCCUCGAGUGUCUGAACUCAGUUCCUGACCUCAGGACGCACUACCCUUCUCUGGUCCAUUGCUCGCUCUGCAGGUUCAUCACCUGCUGCUCCACCUCCUACGCCAACCACAUGAUCAAUAACCAUGCGACCUGCAAGAAGGUGCCGCCGUACCAAACCAUCUUCCAGUCUGACCCCAAGCUGCCAGACAUGUUGAUGUGUGUGACAUGCAAACUCUUAACCUGCAGAGGAGACCUGAUGGCCAAUCAUCUGACAGAGAAGCCAAAGCACACCUGUAUCAUGUUAGCGCACACAGAGAGUGGGAUGACUUAUGAGAAUGAAACUGUAUCAGAGCCGAGAGAGAGUGGAGCCGACACACAAUCACAGUCUGACAGCACGACGUGUUCUGGCAGUGAGGGCGGAGCCUUCAUCCCCAUCCACCUCCUCCCCUCCAGCUCUACCCAGCUGUCAGUCAGACCCCUUCUUUCCUCCUCCUCCUUCUCCUCCCAACCCGCGAUGACCAUCAAGUUCCUGGGGCCCCGCUCAGUCCCUGGUCAGGCUCCGGUCCCUCUGUUGCUCUCCCAGCUUUCCAUCAUGCUCUCUUCUCUGUGCCACGGCAUCACAGUGGCAGCUCAUCAUCACUGCACGUCUCCCACCACGAUCCGUUCAUGGAUCCGACAGCAGCAGCGCAGCCUGAGGCACCGGCUGUGGAGCUGGAAGACGGAGGAGAUGGCGGAGUGGGUGCUGGAGCGGUGGGAGCAGCAGCAGAUUGUGACUGAGGAGUUGCUGCUCUUGGCAGCGAGGGCAGCUCUGGGAGGGGAUGGCCGGCCGGAGGACUGGUACAGCUGGACCGUGGACUUCAUGCUGAGACACGACCUUGGACCGCAGACCACCAACAGAAAUGUGUCGAGUAGCUUCAACGGCAAAAGCCGCCGCUUCAUCGACAUGCUCCGCUCACAGAGUCGGUCUCCUCACUCUCUGGGCUGCAUGGACGAGCUCCCCGUCUUCAUCGAUUUAGACAAGUUCUCCAGCCAGAGCCCAGCUUCCUUCCAGCUGUACGGUUUGCCUGAAGACAGGCCCGUGUUUGACGUCAUCAUCUCCGCUCUGUCUGAUGGCGGCUUCCUCCCCCCCCUGCUGUUCUUUACGGGAGCUGCACCUGAUAUUCCUGAAGGAUUUCCUGAGAAUGUGGUGCUGGAGGCUCGAGCAGAGGGAUUCACGGAUCAGGACCGCCUGCGCAUCUGGAUUGAAAAGGUGUGGCACCCCUGUGUGGCCUCGCAGCGUAACAGCAGUUGUCUCUUGAUAGCGGAUGUCCAUCGAGGCCACCAGACAGAUGCGUUCAGGCGGGCUCUGUCAUCGGUCUGCACAGACGUCAUCUUCAUCCCGUCAGGAUGCAGCUCCCGUCUGCAGCCGCUCGACGUCUGUGUGACACGGGUGCUUAGGGACUUCCUGCAGACCCAGUGGAUUCAGCUGGUGUCCACUGGGGGUUUGGAUGGUCUGGGUCUGGAUCAGCUGGCUCUGACUCUGGCCUGUUGGCUCAGUGAAUUUUCUUCCACGCUCAACUCGGAGAAGCACGUCAUGCACAGGUCUUUCACCUCAGUGUGUAGCCUUCAGCAGAUGGACGAUCAGGUGGAGAUGGCAAAGAUGAUCACAGCUUUAACCACAGUGCUGAUUCAGCCUCCGGAAACGGGAGGACCAGAGCCGGGACCAGGACCAGAGCCGGGACCAGGACCAGAGCCGGGACCAGGAUCAGAGCCGGGACCAGGACCAGAGCCAGUGGAACUGUCCAAGGUAAAGGAGGAGGACAUACGGGUGGAGGAGGAGGUGGAGUGUUCUGUCAGACUGUAGUACGUCACAUUUGACCAGGAUACGUUUCGUGGUUUCCAUGACGAACACUACAAACACACCUUUUGCCUGCACUUUGAUAAGAGAGAAGCUGAUCAGUAUUAUUGAUCCUUGGCUGUACAACGGCAGGAAAAACCUGUCUCAUCAUGUAAACAAGAGGUUGUCAUGAGUAAAAUCUAGCACUGACGACUUUUCUAACAACAUUUUUGUUCUGUUACUUUUGCAUUGAAAAGAAUGAUUGGGAUGUUUUUGUAUUGAAAUAAAGAAAUGAUGCUGAAGGACUGUUUAAUGCUUUUAUUGAUCAGUAACAAAGGAGAAAACUGAAGUUGCUGCUUCUCUGGUUGGAGCAGACACGACUGCAUUGUUCAGGAUAUUGUUGGCAGGAAGUUGUUUUCCUUUGUCUUCAGCUGUUUGAAAACAAACUUCAGUCCUACUAUGUCCACACAGAGGUCGUGACCCAGCGCCGUGUGACACAGAACAGGAAGUCUGUUCACAUCUCUGCUAAUAUGACAUCAUCCUGAUUGAUUUAAUGUGAAAUCAGCUCGAGAGGAUCCAGACCAAACUCCACUCACAUACUUGUCAAUUUAAUGUGACGCUGACCAAAAUCUGUCCUGAUGUAGAAACGGUACAAAGAAGCAGCACGCUGACCUCAGCAGCUGCAUUAAUGUCCCCGUUGUCACAAUCAAAUAUAGAAACCAUGGGAACACUACCACUUUCCCAGCAUGCCCUGGAGCAAGGCAGCGACCCCCACCCCCCCAAGGGCAGUCUUGAGCUGCAUCAUAGGAAGGAUUUGAGGAUUGUUUGGCCUCCACUGUCCUGUUUAAAUAUAGGUUUGCAUUUACAAAUCGACUCUGCAUUCAUGUUUUCCCAGUUGGGACCAUUUUUCUGGUUAUUCCACGACCACGCAGCAGCAACACUCUAAAACAAGAACAGACUUUCACCCUUACAAAUAAUGCACAGCUGUUUAAUCGUCCCUCACCGGACUCCAGCACAGCUCAUUUAUAAACCAGGUACAGUGGAAGGAUUUAGUCAGACACCAAUUGUGAAAAGAUGAGUGGCCUGUAACUUUCAUCAUAGCUAUACCUCAACUAUGAGAGACACGAUGAGGAAAAACAAAUCCAGAAAAUCACUUUGUCUUUUUUUCUUUUUUUUAAAGAAUUUAUUUACAAAUUAUGGUGGAAAAUAAGUAUUUGGUCGCCUACAAACAAGCAAGAUUUUUACUCUCACAGACCUGUAACAUCUGUAAGAGGCUCCUCUGUCCUCCACUCGUUACCUGUGUUAAUGGCACCUGUUUGAACUCGUUAUCAGUAUAAAGACACCUGUCCACAACCUCAAACAGUCAGACUCCAAAGUCCACUGUGGCCAAGACCAAAGAGCUGUCAAAGGACACCAGAAACAAAAUUGUAGACCUGCACCAGACUGGGAAGACUGCAUCUGCAGCUUGGUGUGCAUCUGCAACUGUGGGAGCAAUUUUUAGAAAACAGAAGAUAUACAAGAUAACCAAUAAUCUCCCUCGAUCUGGGGCUCCACGCAAGAUCUCAUCCUGUGGGGUCAAAAUGAUCACAAGAACCACAUGCAAGGACCUCGUGAACGACCCGCAGAGAGCUGGGACCAAAGAAACAAAGGCCACCGUCAGUAACUCACUCAAAUCCUGCAGUGCCAGACGUGUCCCCCUGCUCAUGCCAGUACAUCUCCAAGCCCGUCUGAAGUUUGUUACAGAGCAUUUGUCAUAUGGUCAGAUGAAACCAAAAUAGAACUGUUUGUUAAAAACUGCUUGUUGUGUGCUGAGUUGCGUCCAAAGAACAGCAUACCUACUGUGAAGCACGGGGGUGGAAACAUCAUGCUUCAUGCUGUUUUUCUGCACAGGGCCAGGGCCACUGAUCCGUGUAAAGGAAAGAAUGAAUGAGACCAUGUAUCGUGACAUUUUGAAUGAAAACCUUCCAUCAGUGAGGGCACUGAAGGUGAAUCGUGGCUGGGUCUUUCAGCAUGACAAUGAUACCGAGCACACCACCCGGGUAGCGAAGGAGUGGCUUUGUAAGAAGCAUUUGGAGGUCCUGGAGUGGCCGAGCCACUCUCCAGAUCUCAGCCUCAUAGAAAAUCUUUGGAGGAGUUGAAAGUUGUUGCCGAGCGAGAGCCCCAGAACAACACAGCUCUAGAGGAGAUGUGCAUGGAGGAAUGGGCCUAAGUACCAGCAACAGUGUGAAAACCUUGUGAAGACUCACAGAAAACGUUUGACCUCUGUCAUUGCCAACAAAGGGUAUAAAACAAAGUACUGAGAUGAACUUUUGUUAUUGACAAAAUACUUAUUUUCCUCCAUAAUUUGGAAAUAAAUUCUUUAAAAGUCAGACUGUGAUUUUCUGGAUUUGUUUUUCUCAUCAUAGUUGAGGUAUAGCUAUGAUGAAAAUUACAGGCCUCUCAUGUUUUUAAGUGGGAGAACUUGAACAACUGGUGGCCGACUAAAUACAUUUUUGUCCCAAUGUAACUGUUGAUGUUGGCAAAGAAAGAGAAGGCAAACUGAGGCAGUGUUAACAUUUAAUUUCCAAAGAAAGUUGAGCAGAGCACAGCUCUCGCAUUAGGGAUGGCUUAGGUGUGGGCAGCUGUUAAAGACAACGAGUCAGCGUCAGCUGCGACUCCACAUCGAUCAGAAUCACCCGGCCAGACAAGCCCUUCUAAAUGAUGUGACACAGGCCGUGUGGGACCGAUGAGCCUGUGACAUAUGAAACGCAUUAUUUAGAAGGCCAACAUAUUUUAAAACAGAAUUUCACAGCUUAACUUUAAAAUGUUGGUAGGGUAGGUUGGUCAGCUCUGCAGUGAUGGCUGUGUUUGUUGAGCCUUGUUCUAGUCCAGGGUGCAGGUUUUAGAUGUGCCCUUGAUCCAAUACAGCUGAUUUAAACGGCUA
Messenger RNA from Haplochromis burtoni (Burton's mouthbrooder), 7044 nucleotides. It is a transcript of the gene pogza, whose product is annotated as pogo transposable element derived with ZNF domain a. NCBI's taxonomy places the organism in Eukaryota, Metazoa, Chordata, Actinopteri, Cichliformes, Cichlidae. The record is from RefSeq and is a predicted model, not a curated record. Gene Ontology annotation, molecular function: RNA polymerase II cis-regulatory region sequence-specific DNA binding; DNA-binding transcription factor activity, RNA polymerase II-specific. The transcript is spliced from 25 exons. Gene Ontology annotation, biological process: regulation of DNA-templated transcription. Bases 426 to 4148 code for a protein of 1240 amino acids.